Messenger RNA from Chinchilla lanigera (long-tailed chinchilla), 2446 nucleotides. RefSeq names its product protein tyrosine phosphatase, non-receptor type 11 (gene Ptpn11). Gene Ontology annotation, biological process: protein dephosphorylation. The transcript has 16 exons. NCBI's taxonomy places the organism in Eukaryota, Metazoa, Chordata, Mammalia, Rodentia, Chinchillidae. Gene Ontology annotation, molecular function: protein tyrosine phosphatase activity. The record is from RefSeq and is a predicted model, not a curated record. Bases 216 to 2009 code for a protein of 597 amino acids.
AGGGGCGGGGAAGGAGGAGGAGCGAGCCGGGCUUUUUGGGGGGGCGGCUGCACAGUCUUGGGAUCCCCAGGCCUGGAGGGGGGUCUGCGCGCGGCCGGCUGGCUCUGGCCACCCCCCGCGUCCGGUCCCGAGCGGGCCUCCCUCUGGCCAGCCCGAUGUGACCGGGCCCAGCGGAGCCUAAGCAAGGAGCGGGCCCGUCGGAGGGCAGGAGGAACAUGACAUCGCGGAGAUGGUUUCACCCAAACAUCACUGGCGUGGAGGCGGAAAACCUACUGUUGACCAGAGGAGUGGAUGGCAGUUUUUUGGCGAGGCCCAGCAAAAGUAACCCCGGAGACUUCACGCUCUCGGUUAGAAGAAAUGGAGCUGUCACCCACAUCAAGAUUCAGAACACAGGUGACUACUAUGACCUGUAUGGAGGGGAGAAGUUUGCCACUUUGGCUGAGCUGGUCCAGUAUUACAUGGAACAUCAUGGGCAACUGAAAGAGAAGAAUGGAGAUGUUAUUGAGCUCAAAUAUCCACUGAAUUGUGCAGAUCCUACCUCUGAAAGGUGGUUUCAUGGUCACCUCUCUGGGAAAGAAGCAGAGAAAUUACUAACUGAGAAAGGAAAACAUGGUAGCUUUCUUGUCCGAGAGAGCCAGAGCCACCCUGGAGAUUUUGUUCUCUCUGUCCGCACUGGUGACGACAAAGGGGAGAGCAAUGACGGCAAGUCCAAAGUGACCCACGUCAUGAUCCGCUGCCAGGAACUGAAAUACGAUGUUGGUGGAGGAGAACGCUUUGAUUCCUUGACAGAUCUGGUGGAGCAUUACAAGAAGAACCCUAUGGUAGAGACAUUGGGCACAGUGCUCCAACUCAAGCAGCCCCUCAACACAACUCGUAUCAAUGCUGCCGAAAUUGAAAGCCGGGUUCGAGAAUUGAGCAAAUUAGCGGAGACCACAGAUAAAGUCAAGCAGGGCUUCUGGGAAGAAUUUGAGACGCUGCAGCAACAGGAGUGUAAACUGCUCUACAGCCGAAAAGAGGGCCAGAGGCAAGAAAAUAAAAACAAAAACCGAUACAAAAAUAUCCUGCCCUUUGAUCACACCAGAGUCGUCCUCCACGACGGUGACCCCAACGAGCCUGUGUCUGACUACAUCAACGCCAACAUCAUCAUGCCUGAAUUUGAAACCAAGUGCAACAAUUCAAAGCCCAAAAAGAGCUACAUUGCCACACAAGGCUGCCUGCAAAACACGGUGAACGACUUUUGGCGAAUGGUGUUCCAGGAGAACUCUCGUGUGAUCGUCAUGACGACGAAGGAAGUGGAGCGAGGAAAGAGCAAAUGUGUCAAGUACUGGCCGGAUGAGUAUGCUCUCAAAGAGUAUGGGGUCAUGCGUGUCAGGAAUGUCAAAGAGAGUGCCGCUCAUGACUAUACGCUAAGAGAACUUAAACUCUCGAAGGUUGGACAAGCUCUACUCCAGGGGAAUACGGAGAGAACGGUCUGGCAAUACCACUUUCGGACCUGGCCGGACCACGGUGUGCCCAGUGACCCCGGGGGCGUGCUGGACUUCCUGGAGGAGGUCCACCACAAGCAGGAGAGCAUCAUGGACGCGGGCCCCGUCGUGGUGCACUGCAGUGCUGGCAUUGGCCGGACAGGGACAUUCAUCGUGAUCGAUAUACUCAUUGACAUCAUCAGAGAGAAAGGUGUCGACUGUGACAUUGACGUUCCCAAAACCAUUCAGAUGGUGCGGUCUCAGCGGUCAGGGAUGGUCCAGACAGAAGCACAGUACCGGUUUAUCUACAUGGCCGUCCAGCAUUACAUCGAAACACUACAGCGCAGAAUUGAAGAAGAGCAGAAAAGCAAGAGGAAAGGGCAUGAAUACACCAACAUUAAGUAUUCCCUAGCAGACCAGGCAGGUGGCGAUCAGAGUCCCCUCCCGCCGUGUACACCAACGCCAGCCUGUGCGGAAAUGAGAGAAGACAGUGCCAGAGUUUACGAGAACGUGGGCUUGAUGCAGCAGCAGAAGAGCUUCAGAUGAGAAGAGUCACCGACACUGCAGCACAGAAAGAGAUGUGGACUUUCACCCUUCCCCUAGAUGAGGAGCAGACGUGCAGGAGAGCUUAUGUGAAGAGUGGAGUUGGACUUGGAAGACGCAGUUGUGGCUGACUACCUUUUGAUAAGCAAAAUUUGAAACCACUUUAAGACCACUGUAUUCUAAUCCAGCGUUUCCUCAGAUAAGAAGACAUCAUCUCUACAGUGUAGACAACGCUACAUUUUAUAGAAUUCUGUUUUAAAUUGAGGAAGCAGUAAAACUGUGCUCUAUGUUUUACAGAUUAUGGGGAUUCCAAUUCUAGUUAUGAGAAAUUUCUUUUUUCCUUUAAUAACCUUAACCGUUUUGUUGUUUCUUUGUGUGGGGGUGAUGGGGGCACUUAUAAAAAGAAAUGAUUGGAGAAAGUUAAGUAACAACACCCUUGA